GAUGAACUCAAAACCAAACAAAAAAAAUCUAAAAAGCCCUACCGCAACACCUUGAAUCCCCCAAAUUCAUAUUAAUCGUAACUUCCAAUUGCAAUUUGGAAGUCCCUUUUGCUCAAAUACUAUUCUGGGCUUCCGAUUUAUGCGCAAACGGAUAAUCUAUGUUGCUUGGAAAGAGAUGGGCAUCGUUUCUCAUAUUUAUGCUGAUUUUUUCCACAUUUUACUCCCAAAUCGCUUCCUCAAAGUCUGACCCUUAUGCUGCUAAGAAGAAGCGGAUGAGCCAAAAAGUCCGCCAGAUGUUUUACCAUGCCUAUGACAACUAUAUGACGUAUGCUUUCCCGCAUGAUGAAUUGAAGCCUCUGACAAAAUCAUUCACGAAUUCUCUAAGUGAGCUUGGAAAUCUGAAGCUUGAACGUCUGCCACAAGAAUAUAAUGGUUCAGCACUCACUCUCAUUGAAUCUCUGUCCAGCCUUGUAAUUCUGGGAAACAAUACCGAGUUUGAGAAGGGAGUUCUUUGGUUAUCUGAGAAUCUUACAUUUGAUGUUGAUGCCAGGAUAAACCUCUUUGAGUGCAACAUAAGAGUACUUGGAGGACUUGUGUCUGCUCAUAUUCUUGCAACUGAUUCUACAAACAGGUUAACUAAAGGAACUUAUUGUAAUCAACUUCUUGUCCUCGCUGAGGAGCUAGGAAGACGUUUUUUACCUGCAUUUGAUACCCCCACUGGACUGCCUUACGCAUGGAUCAACUUGAAGCACGGUGUGAUGGAGAACGAGAUAACAGAAACAAGCACAUCUGGUUGUGGUUCUCUAAUUCUUGAAAUGGGAGCACUGUCACGUUUAACCGGUGACCCAAGAUUUGAGUCUGCUGCUUUACGUGCUCUGCGCAAGUUAUGGAGCAUGAGGAGCUCUUUAAAUCUCAUGGGAACAACACUUGAUGUAGAAACUGGGGAAUGGAUAGAGUUUUCUUCUGGAAUUGGAGCUGGUGUUGAUUCGUUCUACGAGUAUCUAGUUAAAGCUCACAUUUUAUUCGGAAGGGAUGAAUUCUGGAGGAUGUUUCAGCCUGCUUACACUGCUGUGCAAAAAUACUUUCGACAUGGUCCUUGGUACCAUGAAGCUGAUAUGAGGACAGGAAGAGCAACGUACUGGCAACUUACGAGCCUACAAGCAUUUUGGCCUGGCCUUCAGGUUCUUGUUGGGGAUAUCACUGCCGCUAACUCGUCACAUCGCGAAUUUUUCUAUGUAUGGCAGAAGUUUGGAGUAAUACCAGAGAGAUAUCUCCUGGAUCAUCAAAUGCUGCAUCCUACUGAGAAAUACUAUCCCUUACGCCCAGAGUUGGCAGAAUCGACAUUUUACCUGUAUCAAGCAACCAAAGAUCCGUGGUAUCUACAAGUGGGGGAGUCAAUAGUGGAUUCUAUCAAUUUGCACACACGAGUCGAAGGUGGCUUUGCCAGCAUUAGAGAUGUAACAACCAUGGAGCUGGAAGAUCAUCAGCACAGCUUUUUCCUCGCUGAGACGUGCAAAUACCUCUAUCUUCUGUUUGACGAUUCAUUUUUGGUCAACCGAAAUUAUGUAUUUACAACUGAAGGCCACCCACUGCCUAUUUUAAGCUCUUGGCAUGAGAGACUUCCGGAGGCAUAUAUUCCCAGUAAUUGGACAUCAGUUAAGAGCGAGGAGUGCCGAAAACGAGCCAGUGCAAUGUCACAACGGAUAUGUCCAGCAUCGCCAAACUGCAGGCACGACCACGAGCAGCUCGAAAGUGUUUGUCACAUCCCAGACACUCGUGCUGAUUACAGAUGUCUCACUGAUGACGACUGUGGUGUCGAUUCUAUGUCGUGCAGGCGAAGAUCGUGCAGCGUGGCUGGUUACUGCGGUCUGUGGCUCUCGUGAGAGCGCCCCGCAACAAAUUCUUUUGUUUGUGACAGGAAAUAACAGACGCCCGUUUCUGGGAACCACAGGCUUAAACUCACUCACACAAACAUUAGUAGGGAAAAGGAAAAAAGCAAGACUAAACACAUGUAUCUCAAUUCUCACACAUAUUGUAGCAUAUAACUGUAUCAUAUUUAUUUGUAGAUGAUUGUGCUUCAAAAAAGUUAUUGAUUACCAUACA
This is a messenger RNA of Salvia hispanica, 2103 nucleotides long. Its product is annotated as Glycosyl hydrolase family 47 protein. Lineage: Eukaryota; Viridiplantae; Streptophyta; Magnoliopsida; Lamiales; Lamiaceae. The record is from RefSeq and is a predicted model, not a curated record. Gene Ontology annotation, molecular function: calcium ion binding; mannosyl-oligosaccharide 1,2-alpha-mannosidase activity. Gene Ontology annotation, cellular component: membrane. Gene Ontology annotation, biological process: endoplasmic reticulum mannose trimming; mannose trimming involved in glycoprotein ERAD pathway; carbohydrate metabolic process.